Cantharellus anzutake is the source of this 1135-nucleotide messenger RNA. RefSeq lists its product as uncharacterized. The record is from RefSeq and is a predicted model, not a curated record. Bases 398 to 1069 code for a protein of 223 amino acids. The transcript has 2 exons. Lineage: Eukaryota; Fungi; Basidiomycota; Agaricomycetes; Cantharellales; Hydnaceae.
AGAAUUACGGCAUUUCCGAUCUUGUUGUCGAUUGGGAUUUGUUGGACAUGCUUCCCCGAGGAUUACGUCCUCUAAGUACGUUCUUAGCAUCAAAUAACUGGAUCUCAUUGAUCGCUGUCCUUCAGGUUUCCUAGAGGGACUAGCAGGGCAAGGAUCACGAAUCGAGGCUGUUUUUGAGAUAGAGGCAAAGGUGGUGGAUGACCAACUGAAUUCGUCGAAUCUGCAGCGAGGCUAUGAACCCGACCGGCAAAGCCAGGAGAUUGAUAUACCCUCAAAACCCCACUCUCCUGCUCAAUCCACUUCAUCAUCACCUGCAAAGGGGGCUUCGCCCCCGCCCAUCAAGGUUCCUACAUCACCUUCUCACCCUAUUCGCUUCCCCGGCUCGGGUGGCUCACCAAUGUCUCCAAUCCACGAUAGAGGAAGGAGAGGUCUUGGCGGUGUAUCGAUGCAUUGGACAGAAACAACGAGUUCUGGUUUUUUUGCCGAUGCUGAACCAUCCAUCUCCUCGCAACCGGACCAGCCUCAAACUCGUUCUGGAUCCCUGCCUGCUAGACAAUUACCCCCUCGGCACGUUCGCACGAGGCGAGAUUCAGCUGCAUAUGUUCGAACACGUGCACUCAGCGGAGGCACUGUAACGAACCCUUCCAUAUCAGCCGUUCUGAACAGUGCCCCGAAGCAGUCGCCACUCGAGCAGUUGUACGGAACAAUUGUAGUGGAAGACGAUGAAGACGAUGACCCAUUGUCAGCCACUGGACCACCGCUAUUACCUCGAGGGCCACAUACGGCUCGGGGAGUGCGGGCGACGUCAAACUUUUCUGAAGAGGCAGAGCUGUAUCGCAGAAGACCAUCCUUCAAUCCCUUCUUGCAGAAACCGGAGCUGGAGCAUUCUGAUCUGGAGCAGGAGCCGGAAACGGUUCAGGAGAUCCGAGAUGAGGAGGAGCGUGCCAAUCCGAUUACAGAGAACAAGGAGAUGAUGCACUUGAUAAUGGACUUGGGAAAAGGGCAACGGAAGAUUGAGGAGCAAUUACAACAGUUGGUUGCUGCGUUGAACCAAGGGAUCGUUAGCUGAAUCAUCCAAAAAUUUCACGCCACCUCGAGGUACUUCGGAUCGUCGUGAAUCUUUGUCCCGUUUAAA